AUGCAGCAACUUCUCCUGGUUUUGACUGUUACCUUGCUCCUGGCCCAGGCCAAUGAAGGCACACAGUGCUGGGGUUCAUCAGGCAAGUGCAGACAAACAUGUAAAGAGACAGACGUAUUCUAUAUAUUAUGCCAAGAUGGGAAUAAGUGCUGUGUGAACCCCAAGUAUGUUCCUGCACAGCUGCAUAAGGAAAACUGA
Dipodomys ordii (Ord's kangaroo rat) is the source of this 198-nucleotide messenger RNA. It is a transcript of the gene Defb121, whose product is annotated as defensin, beta 121. The record is from RefSeq and is a predicted model, not a curated record. Gene Ontology annotation, cellular component: extracellular region. The transcript is spliced from 2 exons. Bases 1 to 198 code for a protein of 65 amino acids. Gene Ontology annotation, biological process: innate immune response. NCBI's taxonomy places the organism in Eukaryota, Metazoa, Chordata, Mammalia, Rodentia, Heteromyidae.